Molecule: messenger RNA, 3411 nt
Organism: Polychytrium aggregatum
Lineage: Eukaryota; Fungi; Chytridiomycota; Chytridiomycetes; Polychytriales
Exons: 3
Coding region: 144-3146 (1000 amino acids)
Biological process (GO): protein dephosphorylation
Molecular function (GO): protein tyrosine phosphatase activity
Source: RefSeq, a predicted model, not a curated record
CUGCUCUGCCUCUGCUCUGCCUCUGCUCUGCCUCUGCUCUGCCGCUGCUCAGCCACUUUGCUGCAGCCACUUAUAGAGCCGGGCUCUCUGUCCCAGUCCCCGUUGCCAUCAUACCGCUGCCCUCAUCCGUCAUCUCGCCAAUCAUGUCUUUUGUUGUUCCUGACCUUGCCCAAACGGCCUCGCCCGCGAUUGUUCGUCGAAAGGGAACAUGGGCGCUUUGUCUACCCGGCGACUUCUUUGACCCCAGCCUCAUUGAAUCGGUUGUCCCGCCAGCGGCCAUCGAGAACCGCAUCCGCAGAGAUGGAUCAAGCGAGCAUCACAUCACGCUCAUCGACCCCUCUGAACCCGAGCCCGCCGAGACUUUGCUUCUGCAAUCCGCUCACGUUGCGCCUGGCGAGCUCAUCGAUCUCGGCAUCGGCAAGGUGGUUCGUGGAGCAUCGACGACGUGGUUCAAAAUCAUUUGCUGGCCACAGGGACAGCUCAUCCGGUCGCAGCUUGGCUAUACCCAGUGGAAGCACUUCCACGCUACCCUUGGCUUCCUGUCGUCCGAUGUCCACGAUGGCCCAGCAAAAGAUUCCACCGCCCUUGCUCGAACGUCGAUCCGGGAUGCAGAUGCUUAUGCCAAAGCCGCCGUGCACGCCGUCCAGAUGUCGUGGAAGGCGCUCUCCAAGGUCGGCUCGGUCCGGGCGAGCCUCGUUGACUUCUCGCUGGGGGUUCUGGAGUCUGCCUACGAAAUCGGCCUUGCGGAGGAAACGAGCUAUGAUGUUCUGGCAUGCCGGGCUUUCAUUCAUACACAGUCAUCGAACCUCAGCCACGCCAUCUCAGAUGCACUGUGGCUCGUCGAAACUUGCCCCGCAAAGGCCCUCGGCUGGAUUCGGGCAGGCGACUGCUUCUUCAAGCAGAAGCUGCCUCAGAUCGCCAAUCGGUUCUUCUGGAAGGCGGCACUUCUCUCCUCCAAAGACUCGGCUCACCACGAACAUGCCGUGACUCGGCUCAAGGAUUGCGCCCUUCGGGGCUGGAUCUCGCUUGCCAUCGUUGACCCACAGGCAAUACCAUAUCUUGGACACACACGACUGUCCCAGAUGACCAGUGCCGAGCAGAACAGCUAUGCUGCGCUUCUCCCUGCUAUCGUUCUGGAUCUGCAAGGCCAAGAGUUCGACCUCGAUGCUCAAGCGUCGCGCGAGCGCACCCUCGUCGACCUCGCCGGCAGCCGCGAGCCAUACCACCUGCCUCGGUUCUUCAGCUGGAUCGUGCCCCAGUUUCUCGCCGGGAUGUCGACGCCAAAGAGUCGGGACGACAUUGUCGCUCUCGAGGCCAUUGGCAUCCGCUAUAUCAUAACCUUGACUGAAGAGACGCCGCUCCCAGUGUCGUGGUUCGAGGGCACAGCCGUCGUCAACUACUUUUGGCCGACGACAAACUACCACCCGCCGCACCUGGCUCAGGCCGAAGAGUUCAUCCACACCGUUAUCACCCAUAUCCACGGACCCCAUCGAGGAGGAGUGCUUGUUCACUGUGGUGGCGGUAAGGGGCGGGCGGGCUCGCUGCUGGCCCUCUAUCUCGCUCGCUAUGGUACUCAGCUUCCUCCAUCGCCGUGCUCGCUCUGCUCAGCAUCGGGUGCCGUUGUUUGUGAAGAUCCGGCAUGUUGCUACGGCUCCGCACCAAUUAUGUCGGCCGAAAUGGCGAUCGCUCGUCUGCGGUACCUUCGCCCCGGAAGUAUCGAAACCGACCGACAGGAGAGCUUUGUCCACGAGUAUGUAUCGCAGCUCUGGAAGCAUGUCGGCCGCGGACUCCGCAUCGAGCGGAGGGGUCUCAGCGACGCAGAUCUGACUGUCCAGAUCCAAGUACAUGGAUCUUCCGCGAUCCCGGAACUAGUGGUGCUCGUCGGGCUCCCUGGGUGCGGCAAAUCUUGGUUUGCGAAGAAGCUUCUCGAGUCAUCGCCCCACUGGCACCACAUCUCUCAAGACGAAAGCGGCAGCCGAUCGGCCUGUGAGCGCGAAGUAUCGAAUCAUGCCAAGCGCCUCGGCGCCCAGUGCCGGUUGAUCAUCGAUCGAUGCAACUCAACCCCCGAAGACCGCCGGGCGUGGCUUGACCUCACCUUCAACCCAAGACGCAGUGCUGUGGUCUACUUUGACGUCUCCAGUGCGGUCUGUAUCGACCGAAUUCAUCACCGCUGGAACCACGCCACAGUCAAGCCACAUCAAGCGCAAACUGUAGUCGGCCAUUUCCAGAGCACCCUCGUCGCACCCUCCCUCAGUGAGGGGUUUUCCACAAUGGCAGUUGUCAAGUCGUUUGCCGAUGUCGAAGAUCUGGUGCAACGCUGGUCCCAGUCUGCCUCGCUGCCGGGUAGCGCUGGAUUGGCGGGCCAGGACUCGACAGAGGACACUAAUACCCCUGUGUCCAGCAUCAACGGAUCGCAUCGGCUGGAGAAUUUUGUCAAAUUCCCCCGAACCGAGCAUCUGGUGAACCUUGGUGCCGGCUCAGUGGCUUGCGACGACAUUGUCAUGGAUCCAAGGAGUAUGGCACAGUUUCUCACGCUGUCACAUUCCGAGGUUCUCACGAUCGAAGAAAAGGUCGACGGCGCAAAUCUCGGAUUCCGGAUCAGCCCGACCACGGGAGAAAUCGAGUGCCAGAACCGGUCCCACUACGUCAACUCCAAGUCACAUCCACAGUUCAAGGAGCUCCGGAACUGGAUGUUCCAGCACGAGCACUCGCUGCGCAAGAUCCUGUCCAGCGCCAAUCUGAUCCUCUUUGGCGAAUGGAUGUAUGCCAAGCAUUCGAUCCACUAUCUCAAUCUGCCAGACUACUUCAUCGCCUUUGACAUUUACGACGUGGAUGCCGGCACGUUCUAUUCAAGAGACAUGUUUCAUCGGGCUUUGAGCAACACCACACUGCAGACAGCGCCUGUACUCGACUCGUUCAGCCACUCCACGCUCUCUCCGCAGGAGCUCUCUCGGGAUUUGCUGACAUACCUUAACCGCCAGUCAGGCUUUGCCCUCAAUACCCGCAUCGAAGGCAUUGUUGUCCGCAUCGAUUGUGGCGACUGGCUGGUGAAACGAGCAAAGAUCGUCCGACCAGACUUUAUUUGCGGCAAUGCACACUGGUCGUCCAGACAGAUUCAAAAGAAUGAACUGGGCCCGAGCAACUGAGAUCGGUCGCGGAGCAACAUGUUAAAGAACGCAGUUGCGAUGUCGGUGCUGGAACGGCCGGGGCUGCCUUGGGACGGGACUGCGAGCAUUACCCUUGCAGAAGAUCGAUAUGCGUGAUCCCAUCCGUAACGAAACCGAACACUCUGGCUCCAUUUAGAGUAUGGAAUAAAGCUGUUUCUCGAUCUCAAGCGAAGUGCUUAGGGACUCGGUCUGCGUCAUGAGAAGGCCCUGAUCCCUUCCGAUGUCGAACGUGACCGUGAUUGGG